AUGUCGGCGUACACGACCAACACUGGUGGCGGAGAGACGGAGAAGAUCAACACCAACAUCGUGACCCUCACCCGGUUCCUCACGGAAGAGCAGGCGAAACACAAGGAGGCCACCGGAGAUUUCACCCUUCUCUGCCACGCCCUGCAAUUUUCCUUUAAGUCCAUCGCCUACUACAUUCGCCGCGCCACCCUCGUCAACCUGACCGGCCUGGCUGGAUCCUCCAACACAACAGGCGAUGAUCAAAAGAAGCUGGAUGUCAUCUCCAAUGACCUCUUCAUCGAGGCCAUGAGGUCCUCGGGCAAGUGCGCCCUGCUCGUGUCUGAGGAAGAGGAGGAAGUCAUCUUCUUCCGAGAUGCCACUGGUGCCCGCUACGCCGUGGCCUGUGAUCCCAUUGACGGCAGCUCCAACCUAGAUGCUGGUGUGUCUGUCGGCACCAUCUUUGCCAUCCACAAGCUGCCCGAUGGCUCCUCCGGAACCAAGGAGGACAUCCUCAAGCCCGGCACCGAGCUGCUGGCCGCCGGUUUCACUAUGUACGGCGCCUCAGCCCAACUGGUCAUCACCAUGAAGGGAGGCAGCGUCAACGGGUUCACCCUCGACAACGGUGUCGGCGAGUUCAUCUUGACCCACCCCGACAUGCGCCUGCCCAAGUCCCGGGCGAUCUACUCCGUCAACGAGGGUAACUCGCUCUACUGGGAGGACAAGACGAAGAACUACUUCAACUCGCUCAAGGAGCUGCAGGACAAUGGCAAGCCCUACAGCGCCAGGUACAUCGGCAGCAUGGUCGCUGAUGCGUACCGUACCCUGCUGUAUGGCGGUGUCUUUGCUUACCCCGCCGACAAGAAGAGCCCCAAAGGCAAGCUCCGUAUCCUCUACGAGUGCGCACCCAUGGCGCUGAUCUUUGAGAAUGCCGGUGGCCAAGCCGUCGACAGCAACAUGACCCGCCUGCUGGAGCUCGUUCCGGAGCACAUUCACGACAGGGCGGGUAUCUUCAUGGGUAGUUAUGAUGAAGUUGAGAAGAUCAAGGCAUUCCACAGCUAA
This is a messenger RNA of Verticillium alfalfae VaMs.102, 1038 nucleotides long. Its product is annotated as fructose-1,6-bisphosphatase. Gene Ontology annotation, cellular component: cytosol; cytoplasm. The record is from RefSeq and is a predicted model, not a curated record. Gene Ontology annotation, molecular function: fructose 1,6-bisphosphate 1-phosphatase activity. The transcript is spliced from 3 exons. Bases 1 to 1038 code for a protein of 345 amino acids. Lineage: Eukaryota; Fungi; Ascomycota; Sordariomycetes; Glomerellales; Plectosphaerellaceae. Gene Ontology annotation, biological process: sucrose biosynthetic process; gluconeogenesis; fructose 1,6-bisphosphate metabolic process.